CCUGCCGCGUCAUUUCCUUUACGGAAGAGAAGCAAGCGUGGUGGAAAUGUUGACCAUCGCCGGCUCCGCGAUUCAAAGACUAGAACAGUUUUUACACAAACAACAUGUGCUAUUUAGUGCAGUCUGCGUUCUGUCGCUUGUCGGGCAGUGCAUGGGAAUCGGAGAGGUUAUUUGGGCCGUGAAUUGCGGCGGGAGCAGUCACACCGAUGUCCAAGGCAUCCGUUACCAGGCGGAUCCACAGAAAAUCGGGCAAGCCUCUGAUUAUGGCAAAAGUCUUCUGAUCCAAAGAGUGGUACCACAGGACCAAAUAUUGUACCAGACUGAACGCUAUCACAUGUCCACCUUUGGCUACGACGUUCCACUGUCAAAAGACGGAGACUAUGUUAUUGUUUUGAAGUUUUCCGAAGUGUGGUUUACAGCGCCGAACAGGAAGGUUUUUGACGUAGUGUUAAAUGGCGAGCAUACCAUCGUCAGUGAGCUGGAUAUAUACAGUCGAGUGGGCCGGGGUGUUGCACAUGAUGAGAUUGUUGCAUUCUCUGUCAAAGGAGGCAAACUACGAGUUAACGGAGAGACGUCGCAGAUUGAUGGAAAGUUAACGGUUGAGUUUAUCAAGGGAGAUUAUGACAACCCCAAAGUGAACGCUAUCUAUGUGAUGAAAGGAACUUUAGAUGAAGUACCAAAGUUACCUGCCCUUCCUGGUGACUCUUCAAGGGAAGAGGUAGAGGAGGAAGAAGAGGAGGAAGUGGUGCCAGGAAAAACCCCAAAGUCUCGUCGCCCUUCAGGACCAAAAGUCAAAGACCCGUAUGCAGCAGACGACACCAGCACUAUGUUAUUACCAGUCUUUGUAGCGAUAGGAGCCUUCAUUCCAUUGCUAUUUUGUUUAUGUAAAUUGUAGAAAUAAAUGUGGGUCUUUUGUAAUCAAGGCAAGACUGAGUUGUGCAUACUGCCAGAAAACUCCAGUCCCUGGCCAAAUCUGCAAGAAGAACCCCCAUCUUAGAAGUGAAUCGUCAUGUCCAAAUUCAAAAAUUUUCAAGCAACAGUUCUUGAGCUAAUUUCGAUUUUUCUUAAACUGGUUUCCGCAUUAAGUUCUUUAUUACAAGUAACAGCCCCUCAUUAACUUAAGCAAGACGAAUAUUGUCAAUUGAUUUACCGUUUCCAUGGUUACUAGAGAGAUGGCUGGUUUGAUUUUAAUGAAGUAAUUUUUGCCAAUCACUUACUGGAUUGUACUCUCAUAUCAUGAUGACUGAUAAACACAAAUUCAAAAUUUUGUAAGGACCUUAUUUUGCAUUUUAGUUUGUUCCAGAUUUGACCAGGGACCGAGUCUAAAUGUGUCCACCAGUGCAUAUAUAUGUCAUCAGGGAUUAUGUUAUUGUCAGUGGAUUUAUUUAUGGUUGAUCAUGUCUGAGUUCUUUAUGAAAGAACAUGUUGCUCAGUGCUUCUAAUACCAAUCUAGAAUUUAUUCCAUUAAGUUAAUGGUGUAGGACAGAUACAGUCAGUUUCACAAGGAUAUCCUUAGGUCAGUGUGUACAUCCAGGAAUAGACUUAGAACUAAUAUUGUAGCUUGGGACUAAUGUGACAUAGUCAAGGUGUCCUGAACUUAGAAGAUGUGUCACAGUAUUCUGAUAGCUAAUAGACUAGUGCAGAGGUAUGCAAAAGGCUAGUAGACUAGUGUCAAGGUAUAUUGAAUGCUUGUCAGCUUGUGUCAAGGUAUCCUGAAGGCUAGUGGACUAGUUUGAAGGUAUCCUGGAGGUUAGUAGACUAUGUGAAGGUAGCCUGGAUAUCUCGAAGGCUCAUCAACUAGUGUCAAGGUAUCCUGAAGGCUAGUAUCUUGGAGGCUAGUAGACUCUUGUCUCUUGAUAUCUUGAAGGCUAUUCGGCUAGUGUCAAAGUAUCCUCAAGGAUAGUUGACUAGUGUCAAGGUUUCCUGGAGGUUAGUAGACCAGUGUCUCGAUAUCUUGAAGGCUAGUCGGCUAGUGUCAAAGUAUCCUCAAGGAUAGUUGACUAGUGUCAAGGUUUCCUGGAGGUUAGUAGACCAGUGUCUCGAUAUCUUGAAGGCUAGUCGGCUAGUGUCCAGGUAUCCUGAAGACUAGUAGACUGGUGCCUCAAUGUUAAUGAAUGCUAGUCGACUAGUGGAGAUAUCCUGAAGGCUAGUAGACUAGUGUUAAGGUUAACUGGAGGCUAGUAGACUAGUGUCUCGAUAUUUUGAAGGCUAGUCAGCUAGUGUCAAGGUAUCCUCAAGUAUAGUGCACUAGUGUCAAGGUUUCCUGGAGGCUAGUAGACUAGUGUCUCGAUAUCUUGAAGCCUAGUCGGCUAGUGUCCAGGUAUCCUGAAGGUUAGUAGACUAGUUUUUCAAUAUCUUGAAGGCUUGUCGACUAGUGUAGAUAUUAAGUGCAGAGGUAUCCUGAAGUCUAGUAGGCUAUGUAGUUGCACACUGACUAGUGUCCUGAUGCUAAUAGACUAGUGUGAAGAUAUCUUGAAGGCUAUUAGACUAGUUAUAGGGUACCCCGAGGCCGAAUAUUCUCCUGUCGUGGUAUCGUGUGGAAUAUCACUGGAAACAAGUAAUCUGCUCCACCUCAAUUCCUUCUCUGAAAUGUAUGUGCAGUACACAUGACUCUUCUUCAUACAGGGGCGGUCGGGUAGCCUAGUGGUUAAAGCUCAUCACGCCGAAGACUUGGGUUCAAUUCCCGACAUGGGUACAAUGUGUGAAGCCGAUUUCUGGUGUCCCCCGCCCUGAUAUUGCUGGAAUAUUGCUAAAAGCGGCGUAAAAACGAUACUCACUCACUCUUCUUCAUACAAUCUAAACCCUUUCUUCACUUCCACAGUUGAGACAUGAAUUAAGUUUAUUCAUUAAAAGGCCCUGUGGCAAGUCAAUACAAGCAGAUGCUCACCUACUUGGCUGAGAAUGACUGUCCACCAGAAAGAUAUGUCUUUAGCUGACUCUUGAACAUGUGAGCUCAGAGCCCAACAGAAGAGAAGAAAAUGGAUGAUGUUUGCCUCGUGUUAAAUCAUUUGCUCGUCAUGCUGAAGGUCUGGGUUCAAUUCCCCACGUGGGUACUAUGUGUGAAGCCCAGUUUUUGUGUCCCUCACCAUGAUAUAGGUGGAAUAUUGCUAAAAGUUGCGUAAAACCCAACUCACUCAAUCACACAUUCAAGUUAGGGAGAAAGGAUAAAACGAUGCACAGAAUCUCUGAUGCACAGUGAUAUGUGACCUUCGAUACGAUACAUGAUACAUAUGUAAGUGUAUCGCAAUGCAUGACAAUACAAAAUAACUUUUUCAAAAAAUAAAUAGGGAUAAACUUGGGCUUGAAAAGCUGCCCGUAUCCUACAAAGGAGCUGUUUGGUAUCAUUUUGCCUUCUCUUCUUUUCGUUUUUGUGAUGGAGUCAGAACGCUGGACAAGAAGAAAGAGGCUGUCACCAUUUUUCAUUCAUCUGAAGUACACAAGUAUUUCUGUUCAUGGCUUCGUGUUGUAAUUCUGGCGUAAUGGGAUAUACGUAUCAUAUCAGACCCUGUGUAUUGAGAUAUGUAUUGUGGCAUGCCAUACUGUUGCAGCCUUAUGGGAGAAAGAGUGUAAAGGUGUACAAUGCUCAAAUUAAGUGAGUGAGUUGGGUUUAACGCCACUUUUAACAGUAUUCCAGUUAUAUCUCGGCAUGUCAGCUUAAUGUGAGAGGAAAGCCCG
This is a messenger RNA of Haliotis rufescens (red abalone), 3675 nucleotides long. Its product is annotated as malectin-B-like. NCBI's taxonomy places the organism in Eukaryota, Metazoa, Mollusca, Gastropoda, Lepetellida, Haliotidae. The transcript has 4 exons. Gene Ontology annotation, molecular function: carbohydrate binding. The record is from RefSeq and is a predicted model, not a curated record. Bases 47 to 895 code for a protein of 282 amino acids. Gene Ontology annotation, cellular component: membrane.